Molecule: messenger RNA, 258 nt
Organism: Diaporthe amygdali
Lineage: Eukaryota; Fungi; Ascomycota; Sordariomycetes; Diaporthales; Diaporthaceae
Exons: 3
Coding region: 1-258 (85 amino acids)
Source: RefSeq, a predicted model, not a curated record
AUGGUAGACGUCCACCUCACCUGCGUGUCCAAUGAGGGUCUCGGCAAGUCGGUACGUAUCUUCUCGUCAGUCAAAUCCCGCAAAUGCGGUGACGAAGGAAGCGAGACCGGAGGCCGGAAAUUUCCAAAAGCCCGGAUGGACCCCGUGUAUCCUGUUUCAGCAGUGAUGGCCAGCGAUUGGCGAACCCAAGCACUCAGCUCCAUGGAGUCCUCUCGUGAAGUCGGCGUCGAGUUGAUCGUCGUACAUCGCUUGCCCUAG